Molecule: messenger RNA, 2139 nt
Organism: Thermothielavioides terrestris NRRL 8126
Lineage: Eukaryota; Fungi; Ascomycota; Sordariomycetes; Sordariales; Chaetomiaceae
Product: glycosyltransferase family 71 protein
Exons: 1
Coding region: 237-1754 (505 amino acids)
Biological process (GO): mannan biosynthetic process
Cellular component (GO): Golgi apparatus
Molecular function (GO): alpha-1,2-mannosyltransferase activity
Source: RefSeq, a predicted model, not a curated record
GGUAUAUACGCAACGGAUGACGUGUGCGACCUCAGCAUGGGCCUCCCCCUUGUUCCUUUUUUCACUCAGGCAUGCUUCAGCUCUCCACUCACGAACAGUUGCGACACACUGUACACAGUACAGGGCAGAUUACAUAGCACGGAUGAACCCUUCGUUCCAACGGCACGCGGCCGAUCGCGAGCCAGCAGUCGUGCACUCUCGAAGCCCGCCGACGCCGAAACGGGCAACGCCACCACAUGGUUGUCCCCAGGGGGCCGCGGAUUCUGGUCGCCGUGGCGCUGAUCUGCUUCGUCGCUCUCGUCGUCACCUUCCUCCACCGCGAUGCGUUCGCCAACCUCCGACUCCGCCCCGACUCUCUGUGGCCGUCGACACACACGCCCGCCGCCGACGAUGACGAUGAGCACAACAACACUACGGCGCUCGACCCCAACGCGCACAGGCUGCCGUCGGCCGACUCGUUCCACGCCCACUUCGCCGCCGUGACGCGCCUCAAGGGCAUCACCAUGGCCGAGGCGAAGGCCGGGUGCCACUGGCCCGACGGGCAGUUCGUGAACUUCCAGUUCGUGCCGGACGUCGAGUGGGUCGUGAAAGACCGGUCCGACGAGGAGAUCGCGGCACGCCGCAGGGCGUGGCAAGAAUACGUCGACGGCCGGAGCCGGGACGAGAGCUUGAUCCCGUGGGAGGAGGUGAAGGACAAGUUCAGCGGGAGAGGCGUGGUCGUCCUCGCGGGCAAUGACCAGACCGUGAUGCAGCUCAAGGUGGUCCUCCGGCGGCUGGCGAACCUGCGGUCGACCAUCCCGGUCGAGGUGCACUACUGGGACGACGAGAUGGACGAGGCCACGCGGGCGGAGCUCGCCGGGCUGUACCAGCCGCUGUCGUUCAACGACCUCUCGCAGCCGCACAACAUCGUCCGGGUCAAGAAGGACGGCAAGUACAUCAACUACCAGCUCAAGAACGCGGCCGUGGUCAACUCGCGCUUCGCCGAGCUGCUGCUGCUCGACUCGGACAACGUGCCGGUGCUGGACCCGGCCGUGCUGUUCGACUCGCGCGUCUACCAGGAGUACCACACCGUCUUCUGGCCCGACAUGGCGCGCACGCGGCCGCAGAACCCGGCGUGGGCGCUGACCAACACGCCGUGCCGCAUGGACGAGUACGAGCAGGAGAGCGGCCAGAUGCUGGUGGACAAGCGGCGCUUCUGGUACCACGUGCAGCUGGCCGCGUGGAUGAACCGCGGCGAGCAGGCGGCCUACUACAACGCCUUCCUGCUGGGCGACAAGGACAUGUUCCGCUUCGCGUGGCACGCGCUCAAGACCGCCUACGGCCGCCCGCGCAAGUGGCUGGCCAGCGUCGGCACGCUCAACGCGGGCUUCUUCUGCGGCCACUCGUUCGGCCAGCACCACCCGGACGACGGCCGGCUGGCCUUCCUGCACGGCGGCGCCGCCAAGUUCGCCGCCCCCGAGCUGCUGCGCUGGAACAAGGCGCACCUCGGCUACUUCCGCCACUACAAGCGCUCGCCCACCGACGAGGACCCCUCCGUCAGCGUGCGCGCCGGCAUCGUCUGGGACGAGGCCGCCUACAUGCCGAACCGCUCCGCCCAGUUCAAGGGCAUGGUGUGCAACGACAUCACCGAUGCCGAGCCCCGGAGCCUGGACGACCUGCUGCCCGGCUUCGACCGCGAGUUCGAGGCCGCCGGCGGCUACUGGAAGCUCGAGCAGGAGGGGGAGGCGGAGACGCAGGCUGCUGCUGGAGGCUAGCCCGGCAGCAGGAUACAUAAAUACUGUUAUAUUUUGUCGCGUAUUGAAAUGCAAUGCUGUCUAGAGUGUACACUAUGUAUCAUGGAAUUGUCAAAACCGUGGCGCCAUCUGACGUCGAAAGCAACUGCUCUGGCUCCGGGAGUGCGCUCAUUGGCACUGACCGCCAGGUAUAGCAGUCAGGCCAUUAUUCUUCUGCUUCGCGAUUAUUCCCGAAGGUCUCCGCUGUCACCGGUGGCCUGUCUCGCCGCUCACCAUGGCUCCACAUCCCAUCACGCCUCGGCCCGAAGGCUGGAUCGCCUUUAGGGAACCUGAAACACGCCUGGCGAAUGCCGAAUUUGCUCCGCCAUACGCCGUAUGUACUCAAGUAGCCACCUAUGGAAUUGCG